AUCAACAUGAAGCUUCACCCUCUGACCUUCGAACCCCAAGUUCAGCAUCACUUCUAAUACCCAUAGACGCAACUAGACAACAAUGACUUCAACAAUCGACUCCUCGAUUCCUCCUCUCAAGCCCAUCUACGAGCCCAAAGACGCCUCGGCUCCGCGUAACGAAUCACCCAAACUCGCAAAGUUGAUCAGUACCCUGCAACUCCAACAGCACAUCGAAGGUGGCUACUUUGUCGAAACCGAUCGCGAUGUUAACCGGGUUCCAAACCCGUUCCUCAAUGCCUCUCCCUCGGCCGCAAGCAAUGAACAAACAACCUUCUACACUUCUACCGGCGCCGUAAGCGCGAACCUCUCCAACAAGCUCACAGAGGUCGACCCAGACAAGAACAAAGAUGCUUCAAAAGGGGAAAAGACAAGAAACGCAAGCACAAGCAUUCAUUACCUCCUCACCCCGGAAUCGCCCAUGGGAGCCUUCCAUCGCAACAGAGGACGGACAAUUCACACACUCCACCGCGGAAGAGGUCGCUACGUAAUCAUCCACGCCGACGAAGUACUGCCCUCGUACGACACGCACUCUGGUAUAAGAGGAAAAGCUAGAGUAGAAACAUUCAUCGUGGGCCAUGAUGUGGAAAAGGGUGAAAGACUUCAGUGGAUCGUGGAUGGUGGAAAAUACAAAUCUAGUUUCUUGUUGCCGUUGGAAGGGGAGGAGAAGGAUGGGGAUGGUUUGUUGAUUAGCGAGACGGUCGUGCCUGGGUUUGAGUACAGUGAUCACGAUUUUAUGAGGGUGGAGAGGCUGGAGGCGUUGGUUACAAAGGAGCAGGCUGAUGAGAUGAGGUGGAUGUUGAGGAAGGAUGACAAGCCCGUUUAGAAGAUCCAAACCAAGCCAUGCCUCGUCACCUAUGAGAUCAGUAUAAACGUGGGCAAAGGAAAAACAUGAUCAAGAGAUGAAAACAAUCAAAUUAUUACUGCUGCUCAGCUAU
This is a messenger RNA of Aureobasidium pullulans EXF-150, 977 nucleotides long. RefSeq lists its product as uncharacterized. The coding region runs from base 83 to 865 and encodes 260 amino acids. Gene Ontology annotation, cellular component: intracellular anatomical structure. The transcript has a single exon. The record is from RefSeq and is a predicted model, not a curated record. NCBI's taxonomy places the organism in Eukaryota, Fungi, Ascomycota, Dothideomycetes, Dothideales, Saccotheciaceae.